Glycine soja is the source of this 1734-nucleotide messenger RNA. RefSeq names its product sucrose-phosphatase 1-like. The transcript is spliced from 9 exons. Gene Ontology annotation, biological process: sucrose biosynthetic process. Gene Ontology annotation, molecular function: magnesium ion binding; sucrose-phosphate phosphatase activity. The coding region runs from base 236 to 1492 and encodes 418 amino acids. The record is from RefSeq and is a predicted model, not a curated record. Lineage: Eukaryota; Viridiplantae; Streptophyta; Magnoliopsida; Fabales; Fabaceae.
CACUGCAAUCCCUUCUUCCUCAGUACCUCUUCUUCUUCUCCUCCUUCAAUCAUAACAUUAUAUAAAAUAUAUGGUACACUGAUUACAUUUAUAAUAUUAUAUUAUUAUAUAUAACUUCACAAUCUCUAGCUAUUCAUUCUCAUACAGGAAUGUACUGCAUAAAAUUCUGAUUCAAUAAUCUUUCCCUCUUUGUGUUGAAUUCCUAUCUGAAGGAUUGAUUUGGGGAUUGGACAUCAUGGAUCGCCUAAAAUCUUCUCCGCAGCUCAUGAUUGUUUCGGAUCUUGAUCACACAAUGGUUGAUCAUCAUGAUUCUGAGAAUUGGUCCCUUUUUAGGUUCAAUGCCCUUUGGGAAGCCCAUUAUCGCCAAGAUUCUCUGCUGGUGUUCUCAACUGGAAGGUCACCUACACUCUACAAACAACUGAGGAAGGAAAAGCCUCUGAUAACUCCUGAUAUAGCCAUUAUGUCUGUGGGGACUGAGAUUACUUAUGGGAAAUCAAUGGUGCCUGAUGAUGGAUGGGUUCGGUGUUUGAACCAGAAAUGGGAUAAGGACAUAGUCAUCGAGGAAACAAGCAAGUUUCCCGAACUUAAGCGUCAGGCUGAAACAGAACAACGGCCGCACAAGGUUAGCUUUUAUGUUGAGAAAGACAAGGCUAAGCAUGUUACGGAGACUCUUUCUAAGGUUUUGGAAGGGCGUGGGUUAGAUGUUAAAAUAAUAUAUAGUGGAGGAGUUGAUUUGGAUGUAUUACCAAAAGGUGCUGGCAAAGGCCAAGCUCUUGCCUAUCUGCUCAAAAAGUUUGAGACUGAGGGAAAGCCACCUGUUAAUACUCUUGUUUGUGGUGACUCUGGAAAUGAUGCCGAGCUGUUCAGCAUUCCGGGAGUUUAUGGAGUCAUGGUAAGCAAUGCCCAAGAGGAACUGUUGCAGUGGCAUGCAGAAAAUGCAAAAGAUAACCCCAAGAUUCUUCAUGCCUCAGAGCGUUGCGCAUCUGGGAUAAUACAAGCCAUAGGUCAUUUUAAGUUAGGCCUAAACCUGUCCCCUAGAGAUGUUUCAGACAUUGGACAAAACGUUGAAAAUGGAUCUCCAGGCCUUGAAAUGGUUAACUUUAGUUUGUUACUCGAAUCAUGGAGGCGUGCAGAAGUUGAGAAAACGGAGCUGUUUAUUUCUGGUUUAAAGGCAACCACUCUCCCAUCUGGUUUCUUUAUCCAUCCUUCUGGUGCUGACCAUAAUAUUAAGGAGUAUGUAAAUAUUCUUAGAAAGGUGCAUGGUGACAAACAGGGAAAACAGUUCAGGAUUUGGGUGGAUGAUUUAUUGGCUACACCGUUAGGUUCAGAUACAUGGCUAGUGAAAUUUGACAAGUGGGAGUUAUCUGGUGAAGAGCGGCAGGGUUGUGUUGUUACCGCCAUAAUAAGCAAAAAGGAUUCGGAUUGGUUCACUUGGGUGCAUGUGCAUGAAACCUGGUUGGAAAACUCAGAGCAAGGUUUAUGGAUACUUUAGUUUGUUCCUACGGCUUAUCCAAGUUCCCGUGUGUCUUGUGAUAACUUCUGCAAUAAAUGUAAUGUAAUCAAUCACAAAGUAAUUUCUAUUCCUGAAAUUUUUAAAGACCUUCCAUCAUGUGAAGGUGUCUUAUGUCAUAUGUAUUUCAAAUUUACUGUAAAUCUUUUCUGGUUGCAUAGCUGUCAUGAGAAUCCAAUUUUUAACACAUCGGCUUGAUUAUAGGUUAUUUCAAUCUGUUGUUA